Pterocles gutturalis (yellow-throated sandgrouse) is the source of this 912-nucleotide messenger RNA. It is a transcript of the gene TMBIM4, whose product is annotated as transmembrane BAX inhibitor motif containing 4. The record is from RefSeq and is a predicted model, not a curated record. Gene Ontology annotation, biological process: negative regulation of apoptotic process. Gene Ontology annotation, cellular component: membrane. Lineage: Eukaryota; Metazoa; Chordata; Aves; Pterocliformes; Pteroclidae.
AUGAACUCGGCCGCUCGACGGAGAACCCUGCUCGGCGGUGCGGAGUGCGACUGUCUGUCCCGGAAGCGGGGGGGUUGUCGCCGUUGCUGGGGGGAGCCGGCGGCGGCAGCGAUGGCGGCGGCGGAGCAGCUGUACCCGCGGAGCUUUGGCAGCAACGUGGCCUCGGCCAGCGUCCACAUCCGCAUGGCUUUUCUGCGGAAAGUCUACAGCAUUCUUUCCAUUCAAGUUCUUUUGACCACAGUCACAUCAGCACUUUUUCUGUAUUCUACUGGAGUGCAGGCAUUUGUUCAUGAAAGGCCUGCCUUGCUUUUGAUAUCUGGGUUGGGAUCUUUGGCUAUAAUUGUGGCACUGACCCUCUAUAGACACCAACAUCCUGUUAAUUUAUACCUGCUUUUUGGAUUUACCCUACUGGAAGCACUGACAGUUGCCAUUACAGUGAGUUUCUAUGAUGCGUCCAUCGUCUUGCAAGCCUUUAUUCUUACUACUGCUGUAUUUCUUGGGCUGACUGCAUAUACCUUGCAGUCAAAGAGAGACUUCAGCAAAUUUGGAGCAGGUCUCUUCACUUGUUUGUGGAUCUUAAUCUUCUCAAGUUUCUUGAGGCUUUUUUUCUAUAGUGAGACAAUAGAGUUGGUGUUUGCUGCUGCCGGAGCUCUUCUGUUUUGUGGAUUUAUUAUUUAUGAUACUCAUUUGCUGAUGCACAAAUUAUCCCCUGAAGAGUACAUACUGGCUGCAAUCAAUCUCUACUUGGACAUCAUCAAUCUGUUCUUACACCUGCUGCGUGUACUGGAGGCGUUUAAUAAAAAAUAGUCAAAAGCGAUGUGGUUUGACUAUAGCGUAUAUAAAGUUCAGCGUUUGGAUGAUCUGCGAACUGUAGUUCUGUCUCCUAGAGACUGAAUCUUUAUGACUUUUUCA